AUGACCUCCCUUCGUUCGCUGUUGCUAUACAUAUUGCAGUUUAAAAUAAACAACACGCUCAACUUUACCCUCAUAAGCUACGACCUGUACGGGCACCUGAAGAGCUUCCGCAUAAUGAGGUUGACCGAUUUGAACCUUUGCGAGCGCUACUCGGCCAGCCAGGAGCAAAGGAUCCGGUUCGGGCAGAACUAUGCUCGAAAAUGUCGGGUCAGCUUUCGCCGGCUGGUGGCCGAUUUGGGAAACGAGGUCGAGUUUUAUAACCUCUUUGCGGACUUUUACGAUCAGAAGGCCCGUUUGCUGCGCUCGGUCCCGAUCCUGAUUAGGAAGGCGUUUUCCCACAACGACGAUACCGAUGAUCCGGAACGAUGGCAGCUGGUGAGGCGAUUCUUGAUGGUGGACACCAUCUCGGGGCUGAACGAAAAUUACAAACCUCGGCUCUACGAUGAGGAUGUUUUGCAGGAAAAGUACCACUAUGUUCGGUACGUUAAACGAAUCGAUUUGGACAUCCGGCUGCAUCCGGAGAACGAAAAACAUCCAAAUCGAGUGACGGUUCCUCUGCUGAAGCUGGAAUAUGCAAUCGUCAAUACGUCUAGCGGCUCGUUCGAUUCUUUCCAAGAAGAAGUCGUAGAUUUCGAAUUCCGAAUCACAUUCACCAAAGCAUACAGCUUUGAAUCGUUGCUUGAAAUAGUGCUUCCAAUCUUUAUCCUGUUGGCUUUCACGAUGACGCUCUUCCAAACGUUCUGCCACAAGCUGCGCCAGAACAAGCUCAACUACGACAUGGAGAUAUUUUUCAACUUUCUCGUGUACCUGUGCUCGAAUGUGGCCACGGCACUGCUGGCUGUGACCGUAAUUGUAUCGCUACACGUGCUGGUCACGUACAAAACGCAAACCAAGGACAUUAAAAUGCUGCUUCCGGUUUCGGUGGAGCACUCGCUGGAGAUUUUUAUCUAUCUGACCCUGGCAUUCAAGCUGAUCAAACUGGUGCGAGUGUUCGCGCUGAUGGCCGGCAUUGACAUCUUUUUCAUCGACUGGGAGCGACCGAAAAUUUUCGACGCCGGAAUUGGAGGUCAACGGUCUCAUCUGCUUGAUACCCCGUCGAUUGCGUCCAGUGCGACGAAUCGUCCAUCUUGCGACAGUGUCUCGGCUUGGAGGAACUACUUCAUCGCCAAUGAAUGGCAGGAACUGGCCACCACCCGGAAGAUCUCCAUGUUUGCUCACAUCAUCCUGCUGGUGGUGGUAUUCUAUGUGCUUGGGUUCGAAAAUUGGUCGAUACGAAACUUCGAGCUGUCGUUCCGACAGAGUGAAGAAUUUCUCGGGUCCGAGGAUCGAGUGCUCAAGAUUGCCGUGGGGAUUAUCGUUUAUGCAAGUAUUUACCUAGCUCAACUGAUCUAUAACUUCCUGAUCUACGAACGCUUCAUCGAGAAUGCCAUUCAGCAGUUUAUCGAUGUCGCUUCGCUGGCAAACAUUUCGGUUUUCAUUCUGUGCAUGGAAUCGUACGGAUUCUACAUCCACGGUAGAUCACCGCAUGGCUUUUCGGACACCGACAUGUGUUCGAUGAUUUUGCAGUUCAAACGGGAGGAGGACAAUCUGUGCGGCAAUCGAGGACUUUUGCCGGGAUCGGAACAGCAGACUUACUCCAUACUGGUGCCAAAAAAUCUGAGAGCGUUCUACGAUAAGCUGAUUGCGCCGCUACAAAAUUCGUCCAAUUUUGGACCCCAUCAGCACCUGAAUCAGACCCAUUUGGUGGGUAGCGCAAAGAUGAGCGAUUCCAGAAUAGUGAGCGGCCCUCACGGGCAUUUUGAGUACAAUUUUGAGAAGACGGUCCUGACGUACUACAACGUGAACCGAUUUUUUGCUGCCUUUGUAGAUCAUGCUCUCAAGGAUCUGGACUAUAUUAUUCAGGAACGAUCGAUACUUGAGCGAAUUUUGGACUGCGAGUUCCAGUCCUACGUAACCGAAAACAAAGGAGUAUUCUACAUCGACAAUGGGCACUCGUUCGAUCAGGUCCUAUUCUACGGUAACGAGACCAUCUUUUUCCAGCUGGAGCUGGCUCUAUUCCUGUUGGUGCUGCUUCUUUCCGGCAGCUAUCUGGUGGCGAUUGUGGCCGUCGGAGUGGUCUAUAAAACGUUCGAGCUCGUCAUGAACUUCCUGCUGAAAAAUAACCUGGCCAAAAAGACGCUCAUCGAUAAGCGAUUCCUCAUUUGAAAACAUGUUUCCGUCUGCAGUUUAAAGUGAAAUCUACGAUCGAAGGUUUUUAAGUGAUAUGCCAACAACAAUAAUGAAUUUUGUGAUACAUAUAACACAACGAAGGGUUUCGAAAACGAAUAA
Uranotaenia lowii is the source of this 2328-nucleotide messenger RNA. Its product is annotated as meckelin. The coding region runs from base 1 to 2205 and encodes 734 amino acids. Gene Ontology annotation, cellular component: MKS complex; ciliary transition zone. The transcript has 7 exons. Lineage: Eukaryota; Metazoa; Arthropoda; Insecta; Diptera; Culicidae. The record is from RefSeq and is a predicted model, not a curated record. Gene Ontology annotation, biological process: cilium assembly.